AAGAUAUGAGUUAGAGAGCAUCUUGGUGUUAAUCACUUGUGAAUACCAAACCCGACCUUAUUUCUGCAGCCUCCUGACAAUCAUAUUGGAUGCUCCAAAGUUUAGUGCCUGCCUACUUUUUCACUUCAUUAUGUUCUUACUUACUGUAUGCAUUGAUGUAUUUGGAGCUAACAAACAGUACUAAAGUUUCCUCUGAUUAAACAUGUAUAUUCUACCGAGGAUUUGUUCCCGGCACCUGCGACAGCUCUGUCGGAAAUCUUUUUUCCGCUAUGCCUCAACAUCAUCACACGAUGUCCCUCAUGUCUGCAUCGUAGGGAGUGGCCCGGCAGGAUUUUAUACUACGCAGCAAAUUCUAAAGGGAAAUCCAGCAGCUAGGGUGGACAUACUGGAGAAAUUGCCAGUUCCGUUUGGACUUGUGAGAUUUGGGGUAGCUCCUGAUCACCCAGAAGUCAAGAAUGUUAUCCACACUUUCACCACGACUGCCAGAAAUCAGAGAUGUACAUUUAUAGGAAAUGUGGAGGUCGGUAAAGACAUCUCAAUAGAAGACCUGCAGAAGGCAUACACUGCUGUAGUUCUGGCCUAUGGUGCUGAUGAUGACAGAACACUUGCAAUAAAGGGAGAGGAUAAUCCAAAUGUGAUCUCAGCCAGAUCUUUCGUUGGUUGGUUCAAUGGACUGCCACAAGACAAAGAUCUGCCUGUAGAUUUAGAUGUGGAGAAUGUGGUUAUCCUAGGACAGGGAAAUGUGGCUCUUGACGUGGCCCGGAUUCUGCUGACACCAAUCAGCAUAUUACAGAAAACAGAUAUAUCUCAGCAUGCAUUGGAUGCUCUGUCACGAAGUCGAGUAAAAAAGGUGUACAUUGUGGGCAGAAGAGGUCCCUUACAGGUUGCCUUUACAAUCAAAGAGCUGAGAGAGAUGACCAAGCUACCUGACUGUAGACCCGUCAUUCAUAAAGAGGACGUAGAAAAUCUAGACCAGGUCAUAAAAGAUCUCCCCCGCCCUAGAAAGAGGCUGACAGAACUUCUGUAUAAGAUAUGUAUGGCGCCCUCUGACACAGACACUCGUAUCUGGUCUCAGGCCUCCAGGGAGUGGGAGCUCAGGUUCAGACUCAGUCCUGUAGAAAUAAACCAGAGGGAGGGGAAAGUCACAGGUGUCCAGUUCUGUGUCAACCAGCUCCAGGGAGAUGAUCUGAUCAACAAGAAAGCUGUGGCCACAUCAGCAACAGAACACAUUGACUGUGGACUAGUUUUCAGAAGUAUAGGAUAUAAAAGUGUUCCUAUAGAUCCAAGUUUACCUUUUGAUACAAAUAAAGGGAUUAUCCCUAAUAAAAAAGGAAGAGUCAAAGAUAAGCCAGGUCUGUACUGUAGUGGAUGGGUCAGCACAGGACCGGUAGGAGUUAUCCUCAACACCAUGACAGGGGGAUUCGAAACAGGAAAGAUAAUUCUCAAAGAUCUGGAGGAUGGUGUCAUCACUUCUGAGGGAAAACAAGGCAAUAAAAUGAUCAAGGAAAUCCUAGAAUCUAAAGGUAAACAGAUGGUGACAUUCUUGGACUGGGACAAGAUUGACGAGGAAGAGAUGAAGAGGGGAAGUGUCCUAGGAAAACCAAGAGAAAAGAUUACAGACAUCUCAGAAAUGCUGACAGUGGCCAAGUCCUAAAUAAAAACAAUGACUAUCUUAUUCUGGGUGGGGGUGGUUGGUAUUUAUGCUGAGAGUAGCCAAAUCCUAUCAAGAAAAACAAUGACUGUCUUACACGGGAGGGGUGUGUGUUUAUUUAUUAGAUAUCAUGCAGCAUCAAGAUGCAGAUGCCCUUUAACAAUCCCCAUGGCACAUCUCAAAAUGUUACACAGAUCUGACCAAAUAAUUAAAGGAGAUGGGUGAACAAGGUGUGCAGAAUGCCUAUAGCUUCAAAUAUAUAAGAAUCAUUGUGAAUUUAGUAUUUAGAGUUAUGUUCUUGUCAGUAAUAUUUAUGACCAUAUGAUAAAAAAAAAUUUCCUGAGGAUUUUUUUUUUCCAAAAAGUUAUUCUGUAAUUUAAAACAUCUGGUAUUGGUGGGGUUAAUAACCUUAGCAACAAAAAUUGAGACUAACACACUAUCAACAAUGCUAUGGAGCUCAUGAUGAAUGGUGGCAUAUGAUUCAUCCUUUUGAUAUGACCCUGGAUGAAAUGGAUUUCAAGUAUUUCUGUGAAAGAUGUCAAUGUUGUGUCAUAAAAGUGUAAUUUUAAGGUAUAGUGGGUCUUUGCACCACUUUCAAAAAUGUGGAUGGAAGACCCACUUAUAAUGAGAAAUAGGGUUAUAGUUACUAUUAGUGUGAGAAGAUCCUUGUUUUCCUUUUUAGUGUACAGUGUAUGUAUACUAUUUCUAGGCAAAUAAUUUCAACCUAUAUGAGCUAAUUUUUGAAAUUUGAGGAGAUUUUACACAUGGUAUACUUUAAUUUCAAUAUAAUUUAAAAAAAAUUAUAAUAGGGAUUUAAUUUUUCACCUUCUUGUUUGUCAAACUUGGCUUGCCUUGUUCACCCAUCUUCUUAAUUAAUAGUACCUGUAACUGCAUGUAAUCUUUAAGAAACUGAAGGAUAAUGUUAUAGUUAUUGAUUUUUAACUGUUUUAUCUCUUUGAACAUGGGCAUUUAAAGAUUUGAAUCAUACAAUGUAUGUAUGCUAAGUGCAGAA
This is a messenger RNA of Saccostrea cuccullata (small rock oyster), 2663 nucleotides long. RefSeq names its product NADPH:adrenodoxin oxidoreductase, mitochondrial-like. Lineage: Eukaryota; Metazoa; Mollusca; Bivalvia; Ostreida; Ostreidae. Gene Ontology annotation, cellular component: mitochondrion. The coding region runs from base 203 to 1654 and encodes 483 amino acids. The transcript has 13 exons. The record is from RefSeq and is a predicted model, not a curated record. Gene Ontology annotation, biological process: ubiquinone biosynthetic process.